Xiphophorus maculatus (southern platyfish) is the source of this 2433-nucleotide messenger RNA. Its product is annotated as probable carboxypeptidase X1. Gene Ontology annotation, molecular function: metallocarboxypeptidase activity; zinc ion binding. Gene Ontology annotation, biological process: proteolysis. The transcript is spliced from 13 exons. The record is from RefSeq and is a predicted model, not a curated record. Lineage: Eukaryota; Metazoa; Chordata; Actinopteri; Cyprinodontiformes; Poeciliidae. The coding region runs from base 102 to 2327 and encodes 741 amino acids.
CAUCAGGGUAUUAACUACCCAGGAUUUUCUCUCCUCCAUCACAACUCUACAGGAGGAAGGGGAAAAAAAGAAAAGAAAGAAAAACAAAAACCCGAGUAAAAAUGGAAAAGUCCUUGUGCGUUUUGGCUUCUUUGCUCUCUCUCGCCGGUUUUAUACGGGGAGCUGAAUGGACGGCAGAGAGUUUUUCUCUCUUACCGAACCACACGACCCCUGAGUCAGCGAAGUGGACCGAGGCUCCGACUGCGGCGGAGCGGAGCGGAGACGGAGCGACUCCGGCGGCAGGAACAGAGCCGCUCCGCUCCACGGCGAGUCCUGCGGUCAGUGAACGCAACGCCAGGGCAGACAAGCGGGGAGAAGAGGGGAGAAGAGGGGAUCCCAACACGAAAGAUGAUAAGAAAGCAAAACUGGACUGCCCUCCGCUCGGCCUGGAGUCGCUGAGAGUCGACGACAGCCAGAUGCGAGCCUCGUCCCAGGAGAGGACGGGUCUGGGUCCCCACAGAGGGAGGCUGAACAUCCAGUCGGGGAUCGAAGACGGAGAUCAGUACGACGGAGCCUGGUGCGCCGCGUUCAAGGACCAGCACCAGUGGCUGGAAGUGGACGCCAUUCGCCUCACCCUGUUCACCGGCGUCAUCCUGCAGGGCAGGAACUCAAUCUGGAGUUGGGAUUGGGUCGAGAGCUACAAGGUUCAGCUGAGUAACGACACUGUGGAGUGGCAGACCUGCAUGAACGGAACAGACGAGGCGAUAUUCGAAGGGAACCAGAACCCGGAGGCUCCUGUUCUCGGGCUCCUUCCCAUCCCCACUGUGGCCCGUUUCAUCCGCAUCAACCCUCAGACCUGGUACUCCAACGGGACCGUCUGCCUCAGGGCCGAGAUACUCGGCUGCCGUGUCCACGAUCCAACAGAUCCGUACCCCGACCAGCAGGAAAGAGGCUCGAGGGAUAAUCUGGACUUCAAACACCAUGACUACAAAGAGAUGAGAAAGCUCAUGAAGUCCGUGACCGAGGAGUGUCCAGACAUCACCCGCAUCUACACCAUCGGCAAGAGCUACACGGGCCUCAAACUCUACGUCAUGGAGAUAUCGGAUAACCCUGGGAAACAUGAACUCGGUGAGCCAGAGUUUCGCUACGUGGCGGGGAUGCAUGGAAACGAGGCCCUGGGUCGAGAGCUCGUCCUAAACCUCAUGCAGUAUUUAUGCAAAGAGUACAAAAAGGGCAACCAGCGCGUCGUACGGCUGGUCACAGAGACGCGGAUCCACCUGCUGCCCUCCAUGAACCCCGACGGACAUGAAGUAGCUUACAAGAAGGGCUCAGAACUGGCCGGCUGGGCCGAAGGGCGGUACAGUUACGAAGGAAUCGACAUGAAUCAUAACUUUCCAGAUCUCAACAACAUCAUGUGGGAUGCCCAGGAGACUGCAGCUGAUCCAUCUAAAGUGUCCAACCACUACAUCCCCAUCCCAGAGUACUACACGCAGGAAGACGCCAUGGUUGCGCCAGAGACCCGCGCCGUCAUCAGCUGGAUGCAGGAUAUUCCCUUCGUGCUCAGCGCAAACCUCCACGGCGGGGAGCUGGUCGUCACGUAUCCCUUCGACUGCACCCGCGACUGGGCCCCCCAGGAGAACACCCCCACGGCGGACGACGCCUUCUUCCGCUGGCUGGCCACCGUGUACGCCUCCACGCACCUGGUGCUGGCCAACCCGGACCGCCGCAUCUGCCACUACGAAGACUUCCAGAUGCACAACAACAUCAUCAACGGCGGAGCCUGGCACACGGUCCCAGGCAGCAUGAAUGACUUCAGCUACCUGCACACCAACUGCUUGGAGGUGACCGUGGAGCUGUCCUGCGAUAAGUUCCCUCAUGCCAGUGAGCUUCCUGUGGAGUGGGAGAACAAUAAGGAGUCUCUUCUGGUUUACAUGGAGCAGGUUCACAGAGGAAUUAAAGGCGUCAUCAGAGACAAGAGCACCAAACGAGGAAUAGAAAACGCUGUGGUCAAGGUGGAAGACCACGACCACGACAUCAGAUCAGCCGCCGACGGGGACUACUGGCGCCUGCUGAACCCCGGCGAGUACAAGGUGGUCGUUUGGGCCGAGGGAUACUUUCCGUCCAUGCGUAGCUGCCGCGUCGGCUUGGAGCCUCAUCCGACGAUCUGCGACUUCGCCCUCACCAAAACGCCCAUACAGAGGCUGAAGGAGCUCCGGGCCAAAGGAGAGAAGAUCCCGAGGGACCUCCAGCUGCGGCUCCGCGCUCUCCGGAUGAGGAAGCUCCGUGCCAGCACCAAGGCCAUCAACCGCCGCAGAGAGAGCCAGGCGAGGCGAGCGCGCUCCUCAUGAGGGCCGGAGAGGAAUCGGAGAGGACGAAGGGCCGAGGAAGACUCUGAAAUGACAUGGAUUAUUGGCUAAAAAAAAAAAAAAAGAAGUGAAAUGUAACUGAUUUUAA